UACCGACGCACUCGCUGCACUCACGGGUCCGGCGCGUAACGUGCGUUUCGGUUAAAACGACGAGACAGUGACGACGGCUACGUGAAAAUCGAUGAUACUAUUAAUAUAAUUAUUUGAUUUUUCUGCUGCUGCUGCCCACGAAAUCUACACRAGUGUUCGGCAGACGGAGAUCACGCUACAACAAUAUUAUUGCAGGGUCAUAUGGUGUGAUAUCAUGAGUUCUACGGCUUCUCAAAUUAGUGACUUCAAUUUAUUAAGACGAUGUGGCAAAAGGUCGUCAAAGAAGAACAACUCGACCAUCGCAGAGCUGUAUAACAAUUUAUAUGCCAGUCAAAUGGUGGCAGCUGACCAAAGGGCCAAAAUGUCGCCUCAGAGAACCAUUUCGCUGGGUUCGCUACAUCAUCCGCCACAAACUCAAUUUAUGGAACCCAGGCUCUCACAACUCGAAACAUUAGAAGCUAAGAUGGCUAGCAUUGAAGUCUCACUGUCUUCGACGCUGAAAAAGGCGAAAAAGAGUUCAACUCCUGUCAUACCAACUAGCCCCCAACCGGCGAUGAUAUCACAAAAAAUCAUAACACCCGUCAAAAGCAAUGKAUWUAUAACGGACAACCACGACAAAGAAAAUAUUACGCGAAACAACGUAAAACUUCAAACUCAUCUAGUCAAUGAAACCAAUGAGCAGAACAAACAUAAUCAAAAAGUGCAAAGCGAUACGGUCAAUGAAAGUGAAAAACAUUCGCUGACCCAAAAAAUAGAAAGCCUAAAAAAUGACAUGGACCAAAAACGAUUGACUAUUAAAAAUAUAAAAAUGUCAUUGGAACAAUUAGAUGUUACCGAUAACAUUGACACGAGGAUACAACAGGCAGAGUUGGAAUAUCAAUUGGGUAGGGAGGAACUUAACCUUCUUAGUUUAAUGGAAGAGACCAACAAACAGAAGUGUCGUCUUGAGGAGAUUGAACAACACAAUGAACAAAAUGAAAAUAAUACUCUAUAUAAUUAUUUAGUUUCUAAUCCCGGGGCCGUGAUUAGCUUACAAGCUGUAGAGCUGGAAUACGAUCCGAAAAGUCCUAAGUUUGGCGUGGGUUCGAGAAAAGAUAAACCAGGCCUGUUUAUUGACUGGACAGUUGACAAUUUGGGAUUUUCAAAAGGAGAUAGAUUACUGGAAGUGAACGGUAAGGUAGUGUUGUCGAUGAAGAAUAACCAUGACCUGAACCGGCUGCUGGAGGUAUCGCCGUCGUCUGUGCGCGUGGUGGUCAUGCACGACGGGCCGUCAGCCGACCACCAACUGGAGCUGGCAACGCUCAGGCGGGAACUAGACGCUUGUCGGACCCGGGCCGAGGAAUUAGACCGGUCCAAGCACGCAUACAAAACGGAAAACGUGAGGCUGUCACACAGGGUGUCGUACUUGGAAGAUCAAGUGUCGGAGCUGAUCAAGUGCCGAUCGUUGUCGUCGGCCUCAAACGGUGGUGGAGGUGGAAGCGGCGUGGUAUUCCAGAGGGGCACCAACUCAGCGGUGAUGGUACGGAGCAAGAGCCCUAAGCAUGGCGUGUCGGCCAUACAGCAGUACAAACGCAAACAGGUGGUGUACGAUGAUCGGCCGGCGACAGCGCGAGCCCCUGAAGGUGGGCCGGUGGUCAAGACACGUAUCCGGACUGUGCCCCGGCUGUACGGAAGUUCGGCAUCGGUUGAGUCGCUAGUGUCGUCGGCCGACGCCGUAGUGGCUGCCUGCAAAUCGUUCGAUGACUUGCACGGCGUGGCGGCGGCGCAUGGUAAACGAAACAAGUAUCCGGCGGCAGGUGGCCGGAACAGCAGCAGGACUCGACACAUACGUGAGGCCCAGCAGACGUUAUUCCGGUUCCUCGACUCCGAGUCAUCCGGCGGAGGUAGUUCCGCCUCGUACUUGCUUCAGCAAUGCGACGGUGGCAGCCUGAGGUCACUCGACCUGCAACAGGACACGGCGGCCACCGACUCACACCGGUUAAAAAGCACUGAAUAUUACUCGCAUCUGACCAUGGCCGAGGCUACCUCCUCGUCUGCCGCAGGAUCACCACGGCCCAGCCGAUCACUCAAUUAUGAUUCGGAACAAUCGGGCCGGCGUGCCCCGAUGCCACCCAAAAAACCGUUGCGGCUGUCGCUGCAGCAGCGACAAUGCAGCAAYGGUGCUGCUGCAGGCAAAAACGAAGUCGAGGACACUGCAAAGACGGUCAAAGACGACAUCAAUGACAACGACAAUGUCGUCGUCAGACUUCGUCACGGGCACAACCACCACAAUCACCAUCGUCGCCACCGCAACGACAACGACGUUGACCUAUCGGCCAUAAACAACACUAUGUCGUGA
Molecule: messenger RNA, 2338 nt
Organism: Diuraphis noxia (Russian wheat aphid)
Lineage: Eukaryota; Metazoa; Arthropoda; Insecta; Hemiptera; Aphididae
Gene: sprt
Product: PDZ domain-containing protein sprite
Molecular function (GO): protein binding
Source: RefSeq, a predicted model, not a curated record